Molecule: messenger RNA, 990 nt
Organism: Lucilia sericata (common green bottle fly)
Lineage: Eukaryota; Metazoa; Arthropoda; Insecta; Diptera; Calliphoridae
Product: heparan sulfate 2-O-sulfotransferase pipe-like
Exons: 3
Cellular component (GO): membrane
Molecular function (GO): sulfotransferase activity
Source: RefSeq, a predicted model, not a curated record
AAACUCUCAACAAAAAUAAAUAAUUUUUAUUUUUGCCAGCUAUAUACCCUCAAUGCCGAUCUCUUGAAUAAUACGAAAAAAGCCGAAGUCGAUAUAUUAUUCUAUAAUCGUGUACCCAAAACGGGCAGUAUGCAAUUGAUUACGUUAAUGAAAAAUUUGGGAAAAAUGCACGAUUAUGAGGUGGAAGUUGAUCCCAAUAAUGGUGGCAUAAGACCCUCACUCGAUGAACAGGAAGAAGAGCAUACCAUAGAGAAUAUAAGUAAUUUCGAAGAUGGCAUGGCAUUUGUUUCGCACAUGAAUUAUCUUAAUUUUACCGAUUACGGUCAACCACGUCCCAUUUAUAUUAAUAUGGUUAGAGAUCCGGUGGAAAGAGUUAUUAGCUGGUAUUAUUAUAUACGUUCACCCUGGAUUUUUAUACCCGGUCGUAGGAAAAAUAAGAGAAAAAUGCCCAAUCCCCAAUGGGUUAAUACGGAAUUCGAUCAGUGUGUUAUGAACAAGGAUAAAGUGUGUACCUUUAUCGAGGGAUCCGGUUUGGAAAAAGUGGGUGAUCAUAGAAGACAAACCCUAUUCUUUUGUGGCAAUAAUGCUAAGAAAUGCAUGCCCUUUAAUACGAAAAUUCCCCUAGAAAUGGCCAAGCGUACGGUGGAAAAAGAAUAUGCUGUAGUGGGCACUUGGGAGGAUACCAAUAUUACCUUAAGUGUUUUGGAAAACUAUGUUCCACGUUAUUUCAAGGGAGCCACUAAGAUGUAUUACAAUGGUCUUAAUUCAGAUAUCCAAAAUAGCAAUCCCUUUAAGCCUCACAUUAGCGAAGACAUCAAACAGAUGGUGCGUCAGAAUUUCACCCGCGAAUAUGAGUUCUAUCAAUUUUGUCGUCAGCGUUUGCACAAGCAAUAUUUGGCUAUCAAAAAGAAUGACUUACAACAAUUGGUCCUUAAGGAAGAGCAGGAGAAAAUGUCAUUUAUAAAGAAAGCUUUAAUGAAAUUGCAUUAA